Messenger RNA from Monodelphis domestica (gray short-tailed opossum), 3251 nucleotides. RefSeq names its product leucine rich repeat, Ig-like and transmembrane domains 1 (gene LRIT1). Gene Ontology annotation, molecular function: protein binding. Lineage: Eukaryota; Metazoa; Chordata; Mammalia; Didelphimorphia; Didelphidae. Gene Ontology annotation, cellular component: endoplasmic reticulum membrane. The record is from RefSeq and is a predicted model, not a curated record.
CAAAUCUUUAGAGGAAUCCAUUUUUGAAGCUGCUUGCUGGGAGCAAGGACCUCCCCCCUGUAGUUGGGAUGUUCCAGGAAGCAAUAAGCACCCACGUGAAAAUAGCUCCAGUCCCUCUCCUUAAUCCUCAGCCUAUCCUUUUAUCCGAUGGCAUCAGCCAGAGAGGAAGGAGGGGGAAGGGAAGCUUCCAUAGCUGGACUGAAAGGACUGUGAGUUCAAGGGAUGGAUCCGACCCAGGGGAAGAUACACUAGGGGACAAGGGCCCCUCUGUCCCAGGCUAGAAACUGGGAAGCUGGAGCCAUGUGGGUGGCCAUGGGAGUACUCUGGUGCCUGGUCCUCAGGAGUCUUCCCCAAGCUCUUGGCUCCUGCCCCUCCCAAUGUAGCUGUAGUCUACACAGCCUCAGCGACGGCACCAAAAACAGGGCAGUUGUGUGCAAUGAUCCCGAGAUGACGCUCCCUCCCAUGAUGAUCCCAUCAGACACCUCCAAGCUCCGCAUAGAGAAGACGUCCAUCAGGAGAGUGCCAGGCGAUGCUCUCCACCACCUCACUCGCCUCGAGUAUCUGUGGCUGCCCUAUAAUUCCAUGACCAGCAUCAGUUCUGUCAUGCUGCGGGGCUUACGGCGCCUUCAGGAGCUUCGCCUCCCUGGGAAUUACUUGGUGUCCUUCCCCUGGGGAGCUCUUGGGGAUACCCCACAGCUACGGCUACUUGAUCUUCAUGCAAACCGCCUCUCAGCUGUGUCUGCAGAGGCUGCCCGCUAUGCAAGGAACCUUACUUUUCUGGACCUCUCCAGCAAUCAGCUGAUGCGUCUCCCCCAGCAACUCCUCACCACCUGGUCUCAUCUGCAGGCUGGUCCUUAUUCCCCCGGGGAAAACUCCAAGAUCAUCUUGGGUCUUCAGGACAAUCCCUGGAUGUGUGACUGUAGCCUGUAUGAUAUGGUCCAGAUCCUAAACUUCCCAACUCCAAAUAUGGCCUUCAUUGAUCCAAGGCUGAAAUGUUCUACUCCUUGGAGCCUGGCUGGAGUUGCCUUCAGCCAGCUGGAACUCAGGAAAUGCCAGCGUCCUGAGGUUUAUACUUCGGUGGCCAAGGUCAAAACCCUUCUGGGUAGCACUGUGUUCCUGCGCUGUGGGGCCACUGGGGUACCCAGUCCAGAGCUCAGCUGGAGGAGAGCUGAUGGGCAUCAGCUCAAUGGGACAGUGCAUCAAGAAUCCUCCAAUGAUGGCAUGAGUUGGUCUCUUCUGGGUUUGCCCGACGUGUCCCACCAUGACUCUGGAGAGUAUGUCUGCAAAGCCAAAAAUUCUUUGGGGGCCACUGAAGCAUUCGUCUCCCUCAUCAUCACCGAGUCCCAGACCACUGCUGAGCCCCCAGGGUCCACAACUAGGCUGUGGCCAGGAAAGUCUGAGGGAGCAGAAGCUGCUGCUUACAAUGAGCUAGUGGCCAGGUAUGCCUCCACUACCUCCAGACCAUCUUCUCUGGUGGCCAGACCCACCCUCCCCAGCUAUGAGAAGAAUCCUGCUCUCCAACAUUUCCACAUGAAUGCCUUGGGAGAACUUUCUGUGGGGAGCCCUGGAGCAGAGCAGGCUGAUAGAGCCAAGGACCUACCAUUAAAUCAUCUGGAGCCAACCCAAAUGGUGAGAUCAGUUAAGGUGGUGGGGGAUACUUACCACAGUGUGACCUUGGUGUGGAAAGCCCCCCAGGCUGGAAAUACCACCAUGUUCAGUGUACUCUAUGCCAUCUUUGGGGAGAAGGACAUGAAGAGGGUCAGUGUAGAUCCUGGGAAAACCAAGGUCACUAUUGAGGGUCUUAUGCCAAAAACCAAGUAUGUAGCUUGUGUCUGUGUGCGUGGCUUGGUCCCCAAGAAGGAGCAGUGUAUCAUCUUCUCCACCGAUGAGGUGGUUGAUGCUGAAGGCACCCAGAGACUGAUCAAUGUUGUGGUGAUUACCAUAGCGGGUAUCAUCGCUGUGCCCUUGACUUUGCUUGUCUGUUGUGGGUCCCUAAAGCGACGUUACCAGAAGUUUCGGUUGAGGAAGAAUGAAGAGACUCAGAGCUCCUAUGUCACAUUUGAGAGACUGAGCCCUGGUGAAGAUGGAGUGGAAGAUUCAGCAAAGGACAGCCCCGAGGAGGGAGACAGGCUGCUCUCGUCACGGUCUAGCAUGGAUUCACACGCACCAUCCAAGGUAGAAGGACAAGCCAAUGAGUACUUCUGCUGAGAGAAGCUCCAAUAAUUACUUGUGGCUUAUAUAAACACUCUUUUCCACACACUUGUGUUUACAGACUCACACCCAACUUUUCAUACCCUUGCACUCUUAUAUCCUCAAAUGCACACGUGUUCUCAUGAACUCAUAUGAAAGCACGCUUACACACUGCGUUUCUCUUUUCCUUGCUUUCUGUCUCCCCCUUUUGUACAUGCACACACACACAUCCCACUUGUCAUACUCACAUGUGUGCUUUUUUCCUUGCAGAUUGUCUUUCAAAUUCUGAUAGAUUCCAAGAGAUUUUGGUAAAUCUCAUGAAAUAUGAACUCUUGACUUAGAGAAUAUUAAGUCUAGAGGAGACCUUGGCCUUACAGCUGACUUACAUUUAGUUUUAGAUCAGAAUCUCAUUUUUUUAAAAAAGAAGAUUCCACAUCCACCCUUGGUGACCCUUUCCAUUGUUUACAAGGGCAUUUUCAGUGUAAACAGAUUCUCCCUGAUGUCUAGCCCAAAUCCAGCGGGUUGCACUGUAAGCCCAUUUUCUUCUUGCAUCUUCCCUGGAGAUGAAGAACAGCUGAUUAUAUCUCUCAAUCUAAUAACCCUUAUAUCUGCUGGCAUUCAUUUUGGAAUUCCAAAAAAGGGUUGGUAAGCCUGAUAUCAAUGAGGUAAGUCACACUCCUCCAAGCUGAGCUGCAGGCUUAUGGUUUCCAUGUGACUUGGAGCUAUGGCUCAUCGAUGGCAGCUCCAUAAUUGAUAGGAGCAUCCCACACAGAAGUUACCUUGUACUAGCUAUACAAGACUAAUGGACUGUGUGGGACAUAAGCUGGGGUGUUCAGGGCUGAGCCUUUGAGGGACAGCCAGGAAAAUGCUCAGACAACCAGGGAAUUCAAAGAAGCCAUUUUUUAUUGUUACGUGUCAAAUAAAAUAAUUCUUUGCAGGGCACUGAACCUUCUGCUGAGGUUAAUGAUUCUUUAUUUGAAUAAUACUUUUCAGUAAACAAGACUCCUUCAUCUACAUUAAGUUCUUUGGUCCUCCUAACAAACCUGAAUAAUUAGGCAGAA